This is a messenger RNA of Macrosteles quadrilineatus (aster leafhopper), 1606 nucleotides long. RefSeq names its product facilitated trehalose transporter Tret1-like. NCBI's taxonomy places the organism in Eukaryota, Metazoa, Arthropoda, Insecta, Hemiptera, Cicadellidae. Gene Ontology annotation, molecular function: transmembrane transporter activity. Bases 104 to 1606 code for a protein of 500 amino acids. The record is from RefSeq and is a predicted model, not a curated record. Gene Ontology annotation, cellular component: membrane. The transcript has 4 exons. Gene Ontology annotation, biological process: transmembrane transport.
AACAUAAACGGUUUUUUUGUUGACUACAAACGGUGGUAUGGAUUUUUACAAAGCUAUAGACACCACCAGAUGUCUAAUUUCAAUGGAGUUUGCGUUCUGAAGGAUGAAAAAGUCAUGGAAUUUUACACCUCAAUGUACAGCAGUAUUCCAUCAAUAUCUUUCAGCAAUCAUAGGUAGUUUCAGUUUUGCACUGGUUGGAAAUGCAGAAGGUUGGCCGUCCCCAACCCUCCUCAAGAUGAGAGACAUGGAAACUCCGAUGAUCUUGGACUCCAGCCAAAUAUCUUGGAUGGUCUCCAUGAUUUAUAUCGGACACCUCAUCAGUCCAGUGCCAAGUGGAAUGUUGAUGGACCGAUAUGGUAGGAAAAGAGCUAUCCUCUUAUUAUCACUGCCUCCUCUUUUCUCGUGGAUUUUGAUCUGGUUAACAUCUUCAGCGAGGUAUCUGUACAUUGCAAGAUUCCUUGUGGGCCUUUGGGCUGGAGCGGUUUCGACAAUUAUACCCAAUUACAUCGGAGAGAUUGCUUCGCCAAAAAUACGAGGCUCAUUAACGAUGCUAACUGAUCUGAUGAGGAAUUUAGGAGUGCUUCUAGUCUACUUUGUCGGCCAUUAUGUUUCGUACACAGGUCUUGCUAUGAGUUGUGCAAUUUUGACAUUAGUGUUCAUAGUGUCUUUUUCAUUCAUGCCAGAAUCACCAUACUACCACUUAAUGUGCGGAAAAGAAGAGAAAGCUUAUGAAUCACUCAAUUGGCUGAGAGGGAAAAAAGGGAAAAAGGUUGAUAUCGAGUUGCAGAAGAUGAAGGAAGCCAUCGAGCAACAGCUGAUGAACAAAGGGUCUUUUAAGGAUGUUUGGAAUAACAAAGGAAACCGGAAAGCGUUUAUCAUCUCUGAAUUUUACUCUGUGAUGAAAAGAUUGACAGGUUCGGGUGUUUUACAAGCUUAUGUUGCUAUAACUCUGCCUUCUCUAACAUUUGGGAUCUUGAAUCCAGACGAUUGUGCAAUCUUUUUUGGAUUAACUGGUUUAACUACUUCAUUCGCGACUGUUUUUCUCGCUGUUCAUUUCAACCGAAGGUCUCUAAUGACUCUUUCUGCAGCUGGUUGUGGAUUAACCAUGAUGCUAGUUUCAACAUGGUUCUAUCUCAAUUCUAACACAAACUACGAUGUGGAACCAUACAGUGACUGGUUGUUUAUUUGUUUUAUAGUUUAUAAUAGUAUGUUUGCAUUGGGACUUGGUCCCAUAGGAACGAGUUUGAGAGGUGAGUUAUUUGCUGCAAAUGUCAAAGCAAUCUGUUCUUCCCUCACAACAAUAUUAGUUGCAGUCACCUCAUUUAUCCUAAAUAAAUUCUUUUUGAUAGUAGCAGAAUCUUUAGGUAUGCAUGUAAACUUCAUAAUUUAUACAGUCAGUUGUGUACUUACAAUAGUGUUUACAUGGGUGUAUGUCCCGGAAACUCAUGGUAAAUCUUUAGAAGAAAUCCAAAGAGUGUUAAAUGGGGAGAAAAUUGGUAACAAGACUGAGAAAUUGAGCAAAAGCAGUGUUGAACGGCAUCGUCAGGUGGUACCUAGCAAGGAUGCUUUGUCUUCAUCCAUGAUGGAGUCGUCAAGAAACAUUUAA